Messenger RNA from Symbiodinium necroappetens, 404 nucleotides. The record is from the annotation of a GenBank genome assembly. Lineage: Eukaryota; Dinophyceae; Suessiales; Symbiodiniaceae.
GCACAGGCAGCUGCCAAAAGAUGAUGGGGAUUGGCCUGUGCACCUACGAUUCGUCUGUGGUGAAGGCUUUGCCGACUGUGAUGACCCAGGUGUCUGUGGCAACCAACCCCAGCCACUACGGGAACCCAAAGACAGGUUGCCAAAUUGAUGAGGAAGCCGUGCGUGUUAGUGGUAUGUCCGGAGACUUCUGCAGUCCCAAGUGCGACAGCCGUGACGCCUGCCCGAAAGACAUGCCUGCGGGGGAUUCGGCAGACCCAGAAUGCGCUUUGCGAACUGGUUCGGGAGAGAAGUUCUGUGCACUCCUGUGCACUUCGGACGCGGACUGCGGCCAGGGCCUUUGCCAGCACAUUCUGGGCACCGGGAUUUGCACUUACACGUCAAGACAUCAGAGCUCGAGCCUGCAG